CCUUUCCUUCCCUCCAUAUCUCUCUCCCAUCUCUCUCUCUCUCUAAGCAAUCGCCAUGGAUCCUGUAAAUGAAUGGGGAAACACUCCUCUGAACGUCGUCGACGAAGAGAUCUACAAUCUAAUCGAAAAAGAGAAACGCCGUCAAUCCCACGGCAUUGAGCUAAUCGCCUCCGAAAAUUUCACCUCAUUCGCCGUCAUCCAAGCUCUCGGCAGCCCUCUAACAAACAAAUACUCUGAAGGAAUGCCCGGUAAUCGUUACUACGGUGGCAACGAAUUCAUCGACGAAAUCGAAAACCUUUGUCGUAGUCGCGCUCUUCAAGUUUACCGUCUUGAUCCCACCAAAUGGGGCGUUAAUGUUCAACCAUAUUCAGGAAGUCCUGCUAAUUUCGCUGCUUAUACAGCAAUUCUUAAUCCACAUGAUCGAAUCAUGGGAUUGGAUUUACCGUCUGGUGGACAUUUGACACAUGGGUAUUAUACAUCAGGUGGGAAGAAGAUAUCCGCAACUUCGAUUUACUUUGAGAGUUUGCCUUAUAAGGUUGAUUUCUCAACUGGGUAUAUUGAUUAUGAUAAAUUGGAGGAGAAAGCUUUGGAUUUUAGACCGAAAUUGAUUAUUUGUGGUGGAAGUGCUUAUCCAAGGGAUUGGGAAUAUGCUAAGCUUAGAUCUGUUGCUGAUAAAUGCGGUGCGAUGUUGCUUUGCGAUAUGGCUCACAUCAGUGGCCUAGUUGCAGCUCAGGAAGCUGCGAAUCCGUUUAGUUAUUGUGACAUUGUGACAACGACAACACAUAAGAGUUUGAGAGGUCCUAGAGCUGGAAUGAUCUUUUACAGGAAAGGACCUAAGCCAGAAAAGAAAGGUCAGGCAGCGGAUGCGGUUUAUGAUUAUGAAGACAGGAUUAAUUUCGCUGUUUUCCCAUCACUUCAAGGUGGACCACAUAAUCAUCAGAUUGGUGCUUUGGCUGUUGCUCUUAAACAAGCUAUGUCACCUGGAUUCAAAGCUUAUGCUAAGCAGGUAAAGGCAAAUGCAGUUGCCUUGGGAAAAUACUUAAUGAGUAAAGACUAUAAGCUUGUGACCGAAGGAACUGAUAAUCAUCUUGUUCUAUGGGAUCUUCGUCCUCUAGGAUUGACUGGUAAUAAGGUUGAGAAGCUUUGUGAUGUCUGCAACAUAACUGUGAACAAGAAUGCUGUGUUUGGUGACAGCAGUGCUUUGGCUCCAGGAGGGGUUAGAAUUGGUACUCCAGCAAUGACAUCGAGGGGUUUGGUGGAGAAAGAUUUUGAACAAAUCGGAGAAUUCCUCCAUCGUUCAGUGACGCUUACUCUUAAGAUUCAGAACGAGCAUGGGAAACUACUCAAGGACUUUAACAAGGGCUUGGUAAACAACGAGGAACUUGCCCAGCUUAAGGAAGAUGUCGAGAAAUUCUCAGCCUCUUUUGACAUGCCUGGUUUCUUGAUGUCCGAGAUGAAGUACAAGGAUUAGUUGAUCAAGAUUAAGAUCAAGGUUCUUUCAAGAAACAAUUAAAUUCUUUUUUUGUGUGUUUUGGUUCAUGAAAAUUCCCUGCCAAUUUUCUAAAUAAAAUUAUUAUUGUUUACCCUUUAUGGGUCAUGAGCUUCCACUAAACAUCAUAAAUAAUUAAUUCCAGAUUUUAA
Molecule: messenger RNA, 1641 nt
Organism: Impatiens glandulifera
Lineage: Eukaryota; Viridiplantae; Streptophyta; Magnoliopsida; Ericales; Balsaminaceae
Product: serine hydroxymethyltransferase 4-like
Exons: 3
Coding region: 56-1471 (471 amino acids)
Biological process (GO): tetrahydrofolate interconversion; L-serine catabolic process; folic acid metabolic process
Cellular component (GO): cytoplasm
Molecular function (GO): cobalt ion binding; zinc ion binding; glycine hydroxymethyltransferase activity
Source: RefSeq, a predicted model, not a curated record